AUGUAUACAAAUCUCCACCAGCACCAUAUAGAUGUAUACAAGUCUCCUCCUCCAUCACCUUAUGUCUCCUCUUCGUUGCCAUUGUCACCACCAUAUGUAUACAAGUCUUCGCUACCAUCUUAUGUCUACUCUUUGCCGUCACCACCAUAUAAGUCUCCACCAACACCACCUUAUGUCUACUCAUCCCCACCUCCACCAUUCGUUUAUAAGUCUUCACUUCCACCACCCUAUGUUGGUGACAACCACCACCUUAUGUAUACUCUUCACCCUCCACCUCUCCCAUGUGUAUACAAGUCUCUAUCACUCCCACCUUAUGUAUAUUCUUCACCACUUCCUCCAUAUGUAUACAAGUCUCUACCACAACCACCCUAUGUUUAUUCUUCACCUCCACCACCAUACAAGUAUCCUCCUCAUCACCUUGUUUACUCUUUACCGCCGCUGCCGCCACCACUAUACGUAUACAAGUCUCCACAACCACCAUUUUAUGUUUACUCAUCCCCACCACCACCAUCAUAUGUUUAUAUGUUUCCACCACCACAACCUUAUGUCUACUCUUUGUCAUCGUCGCCACCAUAUGUAUACAAGUCUCCACCAACACCUUAUGUAUACUCUUCACCGCCACCUCCCCCAUAUGUAUACAAGUCUCCACCACCACCAUAUGUAUAUUCUUCACCACCACCUACCCCUUAUGUAUACAAGUCUCUACCACUACCGUCAUGUGUCUACUCAUUCCCACCACUACCACCACCCUGUAUACUAUUCACUAUCGCUGCCACCAUUUGUAUACAAGUCUCCACCACCACCACCUUAUAUUUGAAAGGAUACGAGAUAUCUGAAAGUGCGAGGUCGAAAUUAUUGGUUGGUUUGGAGAGCAUUUUAAAGUGUGAGAUGGAGGUCGGGUAA
Impatiens glandulifera is the source of this 903-nucleotide messenger RNA. Its product is annotated as extensin-2-like. The record is from RefSeq and is a predicted model, not a curated record. The transcript has 2 exons. Bases 1 to 903 code for a protein of 300 amino acids. Lineage: Eukaryota; Viridiplantae; Streptophyta; Magnoliopsida; Ericales; Balsaminaceae.